Messenger RNA from Drosophila albomicans, 2964 nucleotides. RefSeq lists its product as uncharacterized. The transcript has 3 exons. The coding region runs from base 591 to 2453 and encodes 620 amino acids. Lineage: Eukaryota; Metazoa; Arthropoda; Insecta; Diptera; Drosophilidae. The record is from RefSeq and is a predicted model, not a curated record.
UCAUUUCAACUUUUGAGUGCGACGAGUCAGUGUCUGCUGCUGCUCUUGGCGUAGUUACAUUCGAAUCUCAAUCUCUGAAUCCGUUCAAACGGAGACCGACUCGUCCUCUGAACACUUUUUUGCAAUCAUAUUCGCGUCUCGAGCAUCGCAUCGCGUCGUGUGUGCUUUAUCAAAUUCAAUUUGAAUACUACAUAUUUAAUUUAGUGUGCAACACAAAAACACACGAGCAACUUUGCAUUUGCUCUUGGAAUCAUUUUGUGCAACCAAUUCGAACAGCAUUCAGUUUCAGCCAAAGCUACGUGAUCAACGCUCUACAAUUUGCCGUCGUGCCAUUCGCUCCCAGUCUAUCAAUCUCAAUCUCAAUCUCACUGAAACCAGUUCGAUCAAGGGAUUACAAAACGCUAGGGAUUAUCAAUCAUAGCAGAUAGAAGUGGAAGAGACAGACCAAAAAGAUCAACAAACCUGAGAAGAAAGCGGCAUACGAAGUGAAGAAGAAGAAGAACAGCACAAAUCCAAAAACUAUUUUUACUUGCAACACACAAAAGACGCGGCUAUAUAAUCGAGCAGAUUUAUAUAGCAUCGGCGCUAAAAUGGGACAUCUUACACGACACAGUUGCCUCUUGGCCCUCGCAUUGUGCCUGGUCUUCAACACACAGCAUCUGGCGGUGCAUGGCGAUGCGUCACACAUUGAAUCGGCAGCGUUGCCGCUGGAACACAGAGCUGGCUACGGACCACCGGCGCCCUCGCCCAUCUACGGAGCACCACAGGGACCACUGAGCACCGGGGCAACCAACGAUCUGUCCGAGGAGGCCUGGCCACUGGCGAGCACCAACGACAGUCCACAGAUCAAGCAUCUGCAGGUACAGUGCGAGAAGACGCACAUGCGGGUGAACAUUGAAUUCGAUCGUCCCUUCUACGGCAUGAUCUUCUCGAAGGGCUUCUACAGUGAAUCGCAUUGUGUGCACAUGCAACCGGGCACCGGACAUCUGAGCGCCACCUUUGAGAUCUUCCUGAACAGCUGCGGCAUGAGCAGCUCGGCUAAUCACAAUGCUGCUGGCUAUGGAGCGCCAACGCCCUCGGGCAGCUAUGUGGAGAACACGAUCAUCAUCCAAUACGAUCCCUAUGUGCAGGAGGUGUGGGAUCAGGCACGCAAACUCCGCUGCACCUGGUACGAUUUCUACGAGAAGGCUGUGACCUUCAGACCCUUCCAGGUGGACAUGUUGCACGCUGUCACCGCCAACUUCUUGGGCGACAAUCUGCAGUGCUGGAUGCAAAUCCAGGUGGGCAAGGGACCUUGGGCCUCCGAGGUGUCGGGCAUUGUGAAGAUCGGACAGACGAUGACAAUGGUGUUGGCUAUCAAGGAUGAUGAGAACAAGUUCGAUAUGUUGGUGCGCAACUGCGUCGCUCACGAUGGCAAACGUGCUCCCAUUCAGCUGGUCGAUCAAAACGGUUGCGUUGUGCGUCCCAAGAUCAUGAGCAAAUUCCAGAAGAUCAAGAACUUUGGCCCCUCAGCUUCCGUUGUGAGCUUCGCGUACUUCCAGGCCUUCAAGUUCCCCGACUCGAUGAACGUGCACUUCCAGUGUGUGAUCCAAGUGUGCCGCUACAACUGCCCCGAACCCAAGUGCGGACCUGGCUUGCCAGGCGGUGAAUACGGACUUCCUCAGCUCGGCGGCAACGGACUGUCCGAGGAGUAUGGACCACCAGAGGCCUAUGAACGCAACGACUUUGCCUUGGGCGGUUUGCCACCAGCAGCUUAUCCCGAUCCACGUCACCCAGCAGCAGAUGCCAGCGGCGCUUACUCCGAGAAUCAACCCGAUGUGGUGCCCUCGCCUCAGGCACAAACCUCAGCGGUGACCACAGCCGAGUCAGCAGCGGGCAGCGGACCAGCCAGCUCACAGGCGCCUCAGCAGCAGCAGCAGCAGGCACAGCAGCAAUCGCAACAGCAGCAACAGGGCAACAGCAAUGAGCUGGGCAUGCCACCACCACCACUGCCUGGCCAGCCCGGACAGUACAGCACUGUGAAGCGUAAGGAUGAUCUGAGUGCUGGCGGCAAUCUGGUUUCGCUGGGCGGACGUCCUCGCUCCGUUGAGGGUUUGGAUGAUUUGCGUGGCGUGCGCAGGCGUCGUGAUACCAUGGAGAUUGUGGUUAAGCCACGCAUCUACAAGAGGAAUGCCCAAGAGAUGACCGAUGUGAACACGAGUCGCAUCAUUCAGGUGGUUGCACCGGGUGACGUGAACUUCGCCCUGAACAGCAAUGCCAGCAAUGAGACCGUUGUCAUACAAUCGGCGCGUUCAGCGGAUGCGGAAACCAUUUGCAUGUCGGUGCCCAGUUUCGUGGGUGGCCUCGUGAUGCUGCUGCUCGUCUUGGCCGUGGCCUCUCUAGUCGCCGCCUUCCUCUUUGUGCGCGUCCGUCACUUUGAUCGCAAGGGUGCGGGCAUGGCCUAUGUCAACUAAAAAUCCUCACCUCAUCUCUAACUCAUCCAUUAGGUAUCAUUAUUGCACCAUCAGAAAACCAAAUCAGUUUUAUGUGCAUCAUCAUCUCUAUCUCUAUCGCUUUUUGCUCCCUCUAUUUAUUUAUUCUUUUGGUUAUUUAUUCUCACUCUUCUAUUAACUUUCAUCAUCAAUCCAAUCAAUUCCAAGGUCGCCUUAUCUUAUCACAAUUAUUUAGGUUUAAUCGGUCAAGCGAAAAAGCAAAAAAAGAAAGAAUAUGAAACGAAUUCAACGAAACUGUGACGUCAUUUCUCUCAUUGUCAGAUUUGUUAAGUUUCAGUUAUAUACAUUAAUAUAUGCUAUCGAAAUUACGCGUAGAAACAACAAAAGAAAACAAAAACAUGUUAUCAUAAAAGGCACAGCGGCAUUAAUGGAAAAGCUGAAAAUCGUUUACAAUAAGUUAAUAUAGCAGAUGUAUAUAUUAAAUUAUUUAUUUAUUACUUUAUCUGAUAGCUGCGAAAUAAUAAAAAGUUUA